UGCUCGCUAAAACUCCAAAACGACCCUUAGAGAGUUUGAUUUUCCCGCCUUUUCGUACGAACGGAAGGGUUUGUGCGGAAGGGACCCGGCGCGGGGCGGGAGCGGCGCAGGCGCGGGAGCGGAGACAGAGCAGCUCAGCCUCCAGGAUGGCUCUGCCAGAGACCAGCAAGUACUCGCAGGGCUCAGUCUUCAACGGUGUGAAUCCUGACCUCGCCAGCGAGAGGCAAACAGCCUCCUUCAGUGUGGAAAAGCUUACAGCCUGGCUGGAUGGUGGUGCGGAGCACACUCGGAUACGUAGAGCAGUGGUGGAAGCUAUCGAAAGCGACCCUGUAUUUAGCAGAGAAAAUCAGUAUUUCCAGAGCCAGAAUGAGAGGUACGAAGCAGCGGUCAGAAAAGCUGUUCACCUCCAAAUAAAGAUGCGUGAGAUGGGAUGGACUGAGAACGGACCUGAAUCUAAGUACAUUUACAGGGCACUGUCAGGAGAUUUUGCAUUUCUCCUUCACCGCGUCUUCAUGAGAAGCAUUGUGGUGCUGGGCUCUGACAAACAGAUUGCCAAAUGGAUUCCUCUGGCCACCCAGUAUCGGGUCAUUGGAAGCUAUGCUCAGACUGAAUUAGGGCACGGAACUUAUCUUCAGGGUUUGGAAACAACAGCAGUCUUUGAUAUCACUACCCAGGAGUUUAUACUGAACACACCAACGAUCUCUGCCAUGAAGUGGUGGCCUGGAGAUAUGGGAAGGUCAGCAACACACACGGUGGUCUUUGCUCAGCUGUACAUCCAUGGGAAGUGUUACGGUGUGCAUCCCUUCAUCGUGCAGAUACGCAGCCUUCAGGACCAUUCACUCUGCCCAGGCAUAACUGCAGGAGACAUCGGUCCCAAAAUGAGUUUUGAGCAUACUGACAAUGGCUACCUCAUGCUGCAGAAGGUUCAUGUCCCCAGGGAGAACAUGCUCAACAAGUUUUGUGAGGUUCAACCGGAUGGCACCUAUGUGACACGGGGGACAGAGAAGAUUAACUAUUUUCCAAUGACUACAGUGCGCAUUUCCAUCAUUUCUGAUGAAGUUAUAAUACCUCUAAUGAAAGCUUGCACCAUUGCCAUCCGAUACUCUGUGGUUCGACGGCAGUCCAAAUUAAACCCUGGGGAACAGGAAGCAAAAAUCCUUGACUACCAGACUCAGCAAGAAAAACUGCUGCCCCAGUUGGCAGCAGCCUAUGCCUUUCAUUUCAUCAACAACUACCUGCAGGAGCAAUUAGACAGGGGGUACAAAGAGGUCCAGAGGAAGAACUUUGACACAUUGCCAGAGCUCCAUGCGUGUUCUUCAGGCUUUAAAGCGAUGGUUACCCAGUACUGCACUUCAGCAGUAGAGGUCUGCCUUCGGGCAUGUGGGGGACAUGGUUACUCCUUGCUGAGUGGACUCCCUUCGUUGUAUACUAAAAUACUUGCCUCCUGUAUUUAUGAAGGGGAAAACACCAUUUUGUUACUACAGACUGCCAGGUUCCUGAUUAAGUGCUUCAUGGCAGCUAGUGCUGGCCAGCCCAUCCCCCCAUCUGUCACAUAUCUGGCUGCAGUGAAACCCGGGAAGUGUCCAGCCAAGAGCAAGUUGGAUUUUCUGAAUCCAGAUAUUUACAUAGAGGCCUAUCAACACACGGCUGUCAGACUCAUAAGCAGCACGGCAGCUAAACUACAGGACAUAAUACAGUCAGGAGUCAAAAAGUAUGAUGCGUGGAACCAGUGCACAGUGCAGCUGGUGCAGGCUGCAAAGGCUCACUGCCACUACAUCUCAGUGGAAAACUUUGCAGAAACUGUGGAAAAGCUUGAGACCAAGCCUGCCAUCCAGAAGAUUAUGAAACAUCUUUGUGACCUCUUUGCAUUACAUGGGAUCUUCUCAAACGCAGGACUCUUCUUGCAUGAUGGAUACCUAUCUGGAGCUCAGAUGGACAUGGUCACAGCUUCAUACCUGGACCUCCUAGCUGUCAUUCGGAAGGAUGCUGUUCCACUAGUGGAUGCUUUUGACUUCACAGAUAAAAGCUUGAAUUCUGCGCUUGGCAGUUACGAUGGACAGGCUUAUCAACGGCUUUACGAGUGGGCUCAGAAGUCACCAACGAACAAGCAGAUAAGCCCAGCCUAUGAGAAGUAUUUGAAGCCACUUCUUCAUAACACACUGUCAAAAUUAUGAAGACCGUGAUUUAAGCAAAACCCACACAUCUCUUCCUUGUGCAGCAGGACAUUUAUCAAGCAUUGGUAAUGACUAAUCAGAAUUAAUAAUCAGUGGGUUACUCAUAGUUGCAACAAGUAUGAAACAAGAUUCUUAGCCAGCCAUUUACAUUUAAUCGGACAGAAGCCAAGCAAUACUGAGUGGUACCCACUGUGAUGAGGCCAAGAAAUAGCCUCAGGUUUGCUGUUUUCUACCCUGAAAUGUCCUGAUAACAUCAGAACUAUGCCAUUUGUCUCUCUUACUCUUUCUAAAUUCACUAUGUGACAAUAAAGGGGGAAAAAACACAUUGUGAACUCUGCCUUAGUGUGCUAUUACUGUAAAUGGCCACCCAAAAAACCACAAACAAACAAAACCAAACCCAAACCGACUUUACAGAAAAAAACAGGGAAGGUAAAAUUAUUGUCCUUGGCUUCUAGGAACAACUUGCUCUCUUAGAUAAAGAAGUAUAUUAGAAAAGACAUCUGUUUGGACAAUUAAAAUAGCUCUUACGCUUGCUCAGCAGUGGAGUAUUCCUGCCUAAUGGAGAUUCAGACAAAGCUGACGCCAACUCCAGUCUGCAAAAUGUACUUCCCCAUUAAUAAAGUCGCUCAUACUAUCUUUAUGUAAAUCCUAGGCUCCAAUAAAGUGUA
Cuculus canorus (common cuckoo) is the source of this 2842-nucleotide messenger RNA. It is a transcript of the gene ACOX2, whose product is annotated as acyl-CoA oxidase 2. Gene Ontology annotation, biological process: lipid homeostasis; fatty acid beta-oxidation using acyl-CoA oxidase; very long-chain fatty acid metabolic process. The record is from RefSeq and is a predicted model, not a curated record. The transcript is spliced from 15 exons. Gene Ontology annotation, molecular function: fatty acid binding; FAD binding. Gene Ontology annotation, cellular component: peroxisome. Lineage: Eukaryota; Metazoa; Chordata; Aves; Cuculiformes; Cuculidae. The coding region runs from base 147 to 2174 and encodes 675 amino acids.